UCGUGUCAUCAUCACUGUGGAGUGUCGACAACGGGCAACUGCAUUGCAGUACAUAGUCACAAGAUCCCAAAAAUGGUACUAAUGGACUUCUACAUCAACGACCCCAGCAAAACGUUUUGGGACGACCCCAGGAUGUACGUAGACGACCCGGGUUUGGACACGUUGCUGUCGUUGACUGUUGAUGAACUAUUGCCAUGCAGUGGUCAUGAUGACGUGACUGAAGACAGUGACGAGAUCAACAAAAAACAAAAUGUGACGGAAACACAAAAACCGAAACAACAGGAUAAAUCGAGUGAAGUUAAACAGGUGCUAGAGUGCACAUAUCCAAAUUGUGACAAGACUUACUUGAAACCAUCCCACCUCAAGGUGCACAUGCGGAGGCAUUCGGGCGAGAAGCCGUACGGGUGCAUGUGGCCGGGCUGCUCCUGGCGCUUCUCCCGGUCCGACGAGCUGUCCCGGCACUGUCGGUCGCACUCCGGCAUCAAGCCGUACGGUUGCGACGUGUGCGACAAACGGUUUUCGCGGUCCGACCACCUGACCAAGCACGCGCGCGUCCACCACAAGCGGAUGGCCGCGGCGGCCGCCCGGUUGCAGUGGCCGCCGCAGCGGUGCCAGCAGCGGAUCGCCGUGAAACUGACCGCGGCCACGGCCACAGCCAUCGCCGCCGUUUCGUCGUCGGCGGCCAUCAGACGGCAGCAGUGACACGACCGACCGACCGACGCGAUGCGAUUGCGUCGCGACGUCCGCACAAAGCAAAACCGCAGCAGCAAUCCACGCCGAGCCCUACGCCGCACCCACCGAUGCAGCAGAUUUCCCUUAAUGUACACAAUAUAUGCAAACUGAUCCGUCGGCAAUACUAUACCUGUUCACCUCCCCUCGUCGACGAUGGAUCUGUUGAAAUUCUAUUCUUCGAAAGUUUUAAGCGCAUUUUAAGACCGUAUGUUAUCAUAAUAUUUUCAAACGAUCGCGAUCCCAUGACAUUUUUAAAGAACGUGUACGCGUGCGGCGAUUCAAACUUAAUUUUUCAAAUCAGUUCUUGUUUUUUUUUUUUUUUUUUUUCUAUUAUAAGUCGUCAAGCGUUUAUUAUUAAUUGUAAGACAUACGAAAACUCUUGUACUUCCACAUACUUCCACAAAACUUUUCUAAAAUUUUUUAAAAAUUAUAAUCAAUCAUUCCGUGUAUAAACGUUUCUGCUUCAUACCGUGAUCCCAAUGACAU
This is a messenger RNA of Melanaphis sacchari, 1218 nucleotides long. RefSeq names its product Wilms tumor protein homolog. Bases 73 to 702 code for a protein of 209 amino acids. Lineage: Eukaryota; Metazoa; Arthropoda; Insecta; Hemiptera; Aphididae. Gene Ontology annotation, molecular function: DNA-binding transcription factor activity, RNA polymerase II-specific; RNA polymerase II cis-regulatory region sequence-specific DNA binding. The transcript is spliced from 3 exons. Gene Ontology annotation, biological process: regulation of transcription by RNA polymerase II. The record is from RefSeq and is a predicted model, not a curated record.